Molecule: messenger RNA, 4020 nt
Organism: Salvelinus namaycush (lake trout)
Lineage: Eukaryota; Metazoa; Chordata; Actinopteri; Salmoniformes; Salmonidae
Gene: rrp12
Product: ribosomal RNA processing 12 homolog
Exons: 34
Coding region: 57-3926 (1289 amino acids)
Source: RefSeq, a predicted model, not a curated record
GAGCCACUUGCGACAAAUGCUUUGCUGAUCCAGAGUGGUUAGUAUUAUUUGAAAAUAUGGUGAAAUCUGGAAAAUUAAAAUCUGGGGCCGCAUCGAAACUGAAGCGAUGGAAAAAGGGACACAGCAGCGACUCGAACCCCCAGACGAACCGAUUCAGACAGGCUGCCAAAAGCCGUUUCUUCAGCCGCCCCUCGGAGAAGAGUGACCUGACUGUUGAUGCACUCAAACUGCACAACGAGCUGCAGGCAGGAGCCCUGGAGAGGGGUGACCGGGGAGAUGCCUGUAUGGAGGAGACUGCAGAGCAGGCCCUUUCAGAGAGGAGCGCAGGGACCUUCCUCAGCGGGUUGUCAGACUGCUCUAACCUCACCUUCAGAAAGGUGCAGCGCUUCUGGGAGUCCAACUCGGCUGCCCAUAAAGAGAUAUGUGCAGUGCUGGCUGCGGUGACUGAGGUGAUUCGAUCUCAUGGAGGGAAGGAGACGGAAACAGAGUACUUUGCCGCUCUGAUGACCACCCUGGAGGCAGUGGAUUCAGGGGAGUCUCUGGCUGCUGUGGCCUACCUCCUCAACCUGGUUAUGAAGCGGGUUCCAGCACCAGUGUUGAUUUCUAAGUUCUCUGACACGGCCAAAGCUCUGAUGGACGUCAUGUCCACCCUGGCCAGCUCAGAGUCCGCCUCCGCACUCAGAUGGAUUCUGUCGUGCCUCUCCACUCUUUUGCGGAAGCAGGAUGUUACAGUGUGGAGUUACCCAUCGACUCUGCAGACAUACCACGGUCUACUCAGCUUCACUGUCCACAGCAAGCCCAAGAUCCGUAAAGCAGCGCAGCACGGUUUGUGUUCCAUCCUGAGAGGCAGCGACUUACUGUUUACAGACAACGCCCCGACCCACCACCCUGCUGCCGCGAUGGCCGCCAAGUUCUGCAUCAAAGAGAUUGAACAGGCAGGAGGCAGUAAGGAGGACACCACCACCCUGCACGUCCUGGGUCUCCUGAAGGACCUCAUGGUCACCUUCCCUCUCAAUGCCGUCAAGUCCUGCUGUGAGACUCUUCUCAGGGUGAUGACCCUUAGCCACGUGUUGGUGACAGCAUGUGCCAUGCAGGCCUUCCAUAAGCUGUUCAGUGGGAAACCCAACCCUGCUACCCUGUCUGCUGAACUCAAUGCUCAGAUCAUCACGGCCCUGUAUGACUACCUGCCCAGUGAGAAUGACUUGCAGCCUCUACUAGCCUGGCUGGCUGUCAUGGAGAAAGCCCACGUUCACCUGGCCAGUGUUCAGUCGUCUCUAAGUCUGGGUCAUCUCCCUCGUCUCUUCUCCACAGCCAUGUCCUGCCUCCUGUCACCUCACACACAGGUCGUCUCUGCUGCCACCAAUACACUCAAGACUCUGCUGUCGGAGUGUGUGGCCCCUCACAUGGAGGAGAUCGGCCCCGUCAGCCUCACCGCUUCCUCUGGAAACCCUUCCUACGUCUGCAAGAUGUUCCGUAUCGUGGAGGAGGGUCUGUCGUAUCGUUUCCACGCCUCCUGGCCGUUCGUUCUGCAGCUGUUGGGCUGCUUCUACAGAGCAGCAGGGAAACGCACGCACCCGGUCAUGACCAAGUCUCUCCAGUCUCUAGCGGACCUACGCGCCACCCCUCGGUUCCCGUUCUGUGGUGAGCUGGACCUGGCUGUCGGUGGCGCUGUAGAGAGCAUGGGACCUGAAGUACUGCUGAACGCUGUACCGCUCAACAUCACUGGACUGGAAGACAAUCUGGAGUUCCCUCGUAGUUGGUUGAUCCCUGUCAUACGCGAUCACGUUAAGAACACGCACCUGGCUUACUACACGUCAUAUCUCCUGCCGCUCGCUGCCACGCUCCGACAGAGAGCUGAGGAGCUGGAGAAGGCUGGACAGAAACUGGAGGCUAAAGUCUACAAGACACUCCAGCUGCAGAUCUGGACCAUGCUGCCAGGGUUCUGUGUGGGGCCCUUGGACCUGCUGGUGUCGUUUAAAGGUGUAGCAAGGGCACUGGGCAUGGCCAUCAACGAACGGCCUGACCUACGACUGACCAUCUGCCAGGCCAUACGCACACUCAUCACCAAGAGCUGUAACACCGACGAGGAGAAGGCGGAGGUGGGGCGUUUUGCUAAGAACUUCCUGCCCAUCCUGUUCAACGUGUUCAGUCAGCAGCCUGCUCCGGGAGACAGUGCCCCCUACAGGAUGGCUGUCCUAGACACCAUUAAAGUCUACCUGACUGUCACAGACCCACAGAUGGUGUGUACCUUCCUAUCGAAAGCUACAGAAAGACUCAGCAGCCCAGACAGCACUGAGUUCAUACGGUUGUCUGUCAUGGACCUGAUGGUUGCCAUGGCACCCUGUGUAGAUGAGGUCACAAUGAGUCAGACCUUUGAACUGAUUCGGCCAUACUUGGAGAAUAAGGAGCCACACAUGCAGAAGAAGGCGUACCGCGUAUUGGAGGAGAUGUGCGGUGGGGAGAGGGAGGAGUGUAGAUCUUUCGUUCUCUCUCACCUGGAGACGCUCAAACACGUUCUGCUGGGGACACUGAAGACUGCUUCGUCUCCCGCCAAGAGGCCCAGACUAAAGUGUCUGAUCCACAUUGUGAAACAGCUGAGUGAUGAACACAGAGACUUCAUCACUGCCCUGCUACCAGAGGUGAUCAUAUGUACUAAGGAGGUGUCAGUGGGAGCUCGGAAGAACGCCUACACUCUACUGGUGGAGAUAGGAAGCGCUUUUAUCAGGUUCUGUGGCGAUGCCAAAGAAGCCUUGGAGCAGUACCUCCUGUUGGUGUACGUGGGGCUGACCGGCUCCGUCACUAUGAUCACAUGCACAGUCCUGGCUCUCACCAGACUGGUCUUUGAGUACAAAGACUCUAUAGACAUGGGGUCGAUGGAGCACCUCCUACACAACGUGUGCCUGCUGCUGACGUCUCACACCAGGGAGAUUGUCAAAGCAGCGCUCAGCUUCGUCAAGGUCAUCCUCUUCGUCAUGGACCCCACGACACUGGCCGGCCACGUCACCGUGAUGAUGGAGGGUGUUGGGAACAUCAAGGAUGACGUUAGGAGACACUUCAGGACGAAGCUGAAAAACAUUUUCACCAAGUUCAUCAGGAAGUUUGGGUUUGAGUUGGUGAAAAGCAAGCUGCCCGUGGAGCAUCAUAAGGUGUUGGUGAACAUCCGUAAGGCUGAGGCCAGAACCAAGAGAUCAAGACUGGCCGACGAAGACCACGACGACUCAGACAGCGGAGACGACACGCCAAAAGCCAGAGGAGAGAGUAUCGAGGAGAUCUUGGCCGAGUCAGACUCUGACAUGUCAGAUGACGAAAGGCCUAAGGGCGGUAAGACCCAGAGGAAGCCCACAAAGCAGAAGGGGCGGGCCUGGCUGAAGGAGGGACAGGGAGACGAACCACUCAACUUCCUGGAUCCCACGGUCUCCCAGAGGGUCUUGGCCACCAACCCAGACAUGAAGAAAAGGGCAAAAGUUCAGCACAGCUUCAAGGUCACGUCAGACGGAAGACUCAUCAUCAGAGAGGACAAUGACGAGGGAGUCAAGACUAAAGAUGAUGAGGGAGAGAUGAAAGACAUUCUGGAGGAGGCUGGAGUCAAGAGUAUAAAGACUAAGAAGAGGAGAUUCCAGGAUGGUCACUACGAUGACGACAUGGAGAUCGAACCCCAGCUGAAAUACAAAACUGGCGGCUCGGGGAUCCACAGACCGCUGGGUGGGAGCCGAGACCUGGGGGGAGACUACAAGGCCAAGAAGGGUAAAGGAGACGUGAAGAGGAAAGGAAAGGUUGAUCCGUAUGCCUACAUCCCGCUGAGGAAAGCACAGCUCAACCGCAGGAAGAAAGCAAAGAUGCAGGGACAGUUCAAGGGCAUGGUGAGAGGGGCCAAGAAGGGAGCGCAGUCUGGGAAGAGGAUGCAAAGGAACAAGAUGAGGGCCUGAAGAGUUUACAUCCAACUGUUGAUUGUGUGUCCUUCUGCCAGUUGUCCCAAGAGGGUCUGUGCAUAGAAAUUUAAUUAAAGCUCAUUCUAUGGGU